CCAAUGCGACUGAAGAACUUGCCAAGACACAAAAGCCAGGCAUAGAACAAUUAGCUGAGUCUUAUGCCAACUCCACCUUCUACCGAGAAACCAACACUGAAUUAGACAAACUCUCACGGGUUCAGGAGGAGAAGAGCUUGGCCUUCAAGGAGAUCACCUGUGUCACCUCCUUCUGUCAUCAGCUCAGAUGGAUUAUCUGGCGUUCCUUGAAAAAUUUGAAGGCUUUUCCUCGGGUUACUUUACUUCAGACACUUAUCACGGUCAUACUGGGAUUGAUUGUUGGUGGCACUUUCAAUCUGCUAAAAAAUGAAUGUACCGAAGUCCAAAAUAGAGCUUCACUGCUCUUUCUGCUGACAGUCUUCCAGUGUAUCACCAGCGUGUCUUCUGGCGAGCUCUUCGUGCUCGAGCAGAAGCUCUUUAUACAUGAACAUAUCGGUGCAUACUACAGUGUGUUACCAUAUUUCUUAGGAAAACUGGUAUCUGAGUUAAUACCUAGGAGGUUACUUCCAAGUAUUAUAAUUACUUCUAUGCUAUACUUCAUGGUUGGAUCAAACCCAAGCAUGAUGGCUUUUGUCAUUACAAUAUUUACUGUUUCGAUGUUGGGUUUUUCGGCCAGUUCUCUAUCACUAUCUUUCGGAGCAGGUGAGAAUGCAGUGUCUAUAUCAACACUUCUCGUGACUACCUACUUUGUGUUCAUGCUGUACUUUUUAGGUCUGUCACUGUUUUUUGGAACCAUUGUGCCUGGGCUAUCGUGGCUUCAGUACUUCAGUGUUCCUUACUAUGGUUUUACGGCUUUGCAGCAUAAUGAAUUGUUGGGGCAAAACUUCUGUCCAGACCUUAAUACAGCAGAAAGUAAUAGCUGUCCAAACUAUGUAAUAUGUACUGGUGAAGAAUUCUUGAGAAUGCAGAACAUCGAUCUCUCACCUUGGGGCUUGUGGAAGAACCACGUGGCAAUGGCUUCCAUGAUGAUUAUCUUCCUCACAAUCACCUUUCUACAAUUGUUAUAUUUUAACAAGAACAAUCUUGGGCUCGGUGUGCGGCUCAAGUUGUAGAGAGCCUGCUUGAAAACACGAGACCCCGAGUUCAAAUCCUGAAAUAACCACAGCGAGGAGACCAAAUGGUGGAUAGCUGAGGAAUCCUGGGAACCUGAGCUCUAUGAUUUCAGAAAAAUACUACUGAUGGCAGCAAGGAUCAG
Molecule: messenger RNA, 1195 nt
Organism: Castor canadensis (American beaver)
Lineage: Eukaryota; Metazoa; Chordata; Mammalia; Rodentia; Castoridae
Source: RefSeq, a predicted model, not a curated record